This is a messenger RNA of Nelumbo nucifera (sacred lotus), 3629 nucleotides long. Its product is annotated as E3 ubiquitin-protein ligase At3g02290-like. The record is from RefSeq and is a predicted model, not a curated record. Gene Ontology annotation, molecular function: ubiquitin-protein transferase activity. NCBI's taxonomy places the organism in Eukaryota, Viridiplantae, Streptophyta, Magnoliopsida, Proteales, Nelumbonaceae.
GUCACCAGGUUCAAUUUUACGGAGUACUCCUGAUGCAUCCUGACCGUGAAUUUGACAUCAAUUCACGGUCAGGAUGCAUUCCCCCUGUCACCAGGUUCAUUUUACUCCGUGUGUGUUUUACAGUUUUUGCUUUUAUCGGCGGAAUUUCGAACGCCAAGGAAAGAAUCGAAGCAUUCGAACAAAGUCGAGAAAUUUCGGUUUCUGUUGGGGGUGAUCGAUCGUCUCUGUCUUUCUCAAGGUGAAGGAAAAUAUUCAAUUUGUCAAUUGCCCUGAAUUUCCAAGGGUUACUGAUUUUUCAAAGAGGUUCUGCUUUCUCUUGUUAUAAGAGAGAGGGUACUGGCUCGUGGAGAACUUGAUUCCUACGAGCUUGGCGUCCUCUCUCGUAUUACAUUAUCUUCAUACCCUUGAAGCAAAGAAACCCGUUUUCUUUUUCUUGACGAGUGUGUCUAAUAUAUUGGAAUUUUGUGAAUGAGAUUGGAGAGGUAUCUUGGAGGCUCUAAGGUAGAAAGGAAAUCAAAGCCGCAUUAUGGGUUCUGUAUGCUGCUGCUUGCAUGUUGAGGAUUUUGAAGAAUAUGUAAACCCGUCAGUUCGCAGAAACUGUAUCUGCCUCAGAUGCUUUGUUCAGAAUUUCUUCAAUGUAUACACAGCAUUAUUCCAAAGAGGGGAAGUGCAUGCUCUGCCUUCAUCAAUUCAGGGAGCUACAUCUUUGACUUCUUCAGCAUCCCUUGAUAAUUCUCUUUGUGACAUGUACCGUUCUCCUCCAAGGCCCUUGCCUUAUGAUUCUGAUCCUAGAUGCUUCCGUUCACAACAAGAUGGAUUGAUCUCCAGACAUGAGAAGGGAUCAAGUCAUUUGCAUGAGGAGUCUGAACCACUUAGAAGUGAUGCUGAUACAGGUCUAGAAUCACCAAGCAUUGCAGACAAAGGGAAUGGGUCUACUUAUGAAAAGAGAUCAAAGGAGUAUCCUUCAGAGUCCUCAGUGAAAAAUCCACUGGAAAAAUUGACUAGUGGAAUUGGGUAUAUUUAUUCAUCAUCAGAAGACGAUGAUGUCUGUCCAACGUGCCUUGAGGAAUAUACUUCAGAAAACCCCAAGAUAAUUACCCAUUGCUCCCACCAUUUUCACCUUGGUUGUAUAUAUGAAUGGAUGGAGAGAAGCGAAAACUGCCCUGUCUGUGGCAAGAGAUGGUAAUUAUUAAUGCACGGCAGAAACAUCUUGGGUUAUUGUUGAAAUUGGCAUUCAAACGAAGGUGCUCUAGAAUCUGGACAUACCCUUUUAGGCACGGUAGCUUUUCUGCUAAACAUGAGGUCAAAUGUGCCAUGGAAGCUGCCACAUCAAAAUUGCUUUGGUGAUCUUGAAGGGUGCUUUAGAGAACGAAGGACGUUUUAUUGCGAUGAUGUUGUUUCCUCAUGAAUGGCCCUUUAAGACGGGACUCGGGAGAUGCAUGAGAAACAUCAUUUUCCUUCCUUCCUGGGUAGCACUAGCACCAAGAAGGUCAGAACAAGAUGGAUUUGCGAUCUUGAAUUUGUCACUGUGAAACUUGAUUGGAGGUGUCUACAAUCUACAUCCCAUUUGGGCAACUACUCUUCGUUUGAAAUCUCAUAGUUUCCAUUGCCCAAAUCCCAUGGUUGAAACUUGAAACAUCAAAAAUCACCUGAGGGCCUGAGGCCAGGGGAGAAAAAUGAACAAUAUAAUCCUGGUUCGACCCGUCUGAAGCGAGCUAACUUCUUGUAGGGACACCGGAGGCCGGAGGGCAGACGGAGUCCUUAGCAGCGCUCUAUGCCUAACUCUGUAGAGGUUGACAGAAAGCAGUGAACUCCAGCCCUAUAACCCUUUGUAGUUUGUAUUGUGGGCUGAUGCUCCAUGUAGGGAAGUCUAUGCCUCGUUUCAUUGGGAGUACAGGCCAUCCAUUCUAGUUCUAACUUCUGAAUUUGAAUGGGCUUCCCAUAGAGAGUUCUGCACAGGCACAUGGGAUGGGAGAUGUUCCAAGUGCAUGGGCUGAUGUGCCUGUGGGGCUUGUGUGGAGAGCACAUCCGAACUCCUAAGCUUUUAGCCUCAGAGGACAACUUUAGGUUUUAGUCAGCCGGAUGGAAAAACUUUUCCUUGAGAAUAUUGUCAAUCGUCGACGAGCCAGUUAGCCAACGGGCGAGGCUGCAUCCUGCAUCUAGCAAAUGUAAAUCAUAUCACUCUAGCUUUUAGCAUUUGGCACUCUCUGAGGGUUGAGUCAUCCAAUGCAAGACCACGAUAUUUUGCUUCUUGUGGACAAACCUGUUGUCACACUCACAAAGGUAUGACAAGCGGCAAAUUUGCCUUGACGUUCUCAGACGUGAGGGGACCUCAUUUGUUUUUCUAAAUAGAUAGAUAGAUAGAUCAUAGAUAGAUAUAUCUUAGAAAAAUAGUCUCUUCACAUAGCUACAUAAUUACAUUAUAGAACAAACCAGUGCUUUCCCUGUGGAUGGAAACCCAAGUCCAGGCACCACAUCACAUCAAACAUGGUUGGACGUUUGAAUUUGAUUGUUUCAUUCGCCAUGCUCACCUGCAAUUUCAGCGAACACAUUGACUCUUAAAGGAAACAAGCAUAAUUAGACCUUAAAACCAAAUCAGGAAGCAAAUCCAUAAUACCAUGACCGUAUCACUUUUUGUAGUCCACUCACCAAGUCCGAGAUGAUCGCCACUUCCCUCUUCAAUAAUAGUAGCAGAUAAGAAAGAAACAUGGAAUAAGAAUAGCAAUGACACCAUCCAGAAUUCUAAGUGACGAUUUGGACGGAGCAGAACAAGAAGAUGAUUGGGGUGAAUUCGUGUGCACCAUCGGAUUGUGUCCCGCAGGAUUAUUUCUACUAUCGGAUAACUUGAAGAUCGGCCGUCGUGCCCCCGUUACUCUGAAUAUACACAAUAUAAUCUUUGUACAAACUGGGUAUGCUAUACAAAAGACAGGCGGAGAACAGAUCUUUCCCAAACUGGGUAUGCUAUACAAAAGACAGGUGGAGUUGGGAACACUGAAAGAGGUAAGGCGGAGUGCAUCCCAACCAAUAAACGAGUCCAUUCCAUAUGUGCAGCCUAGUCAGGACAUCAGGCCAGAGAGACAUGAAUCAAACUUGGAGCCUUACCUAAGGAUUCACGCAAAGGGAAAGAGAAGUGAAGCUUCUUUGACUGUAGAGGGUGAGGAAGUAUUGGUUGUACCUAGUCCGCUUCCAUAGCUGAGUCCGGAAAAGGGGAAGGGCCUAGUCCUAACUCCAAGAAUUGAUACCCAGCAGCCGGUUCACAUGCAACCAUCUAUGCUAAUUCCAGGUAAGCCUGCCCAUUUGGUUUUAGAUACUAACUUGGGUUCUCUGCCUGUAACAGAUGUCUUGGAAUCCUAACCAGACCAACCAACUGGUAAUAGGGAAGUGGCUAUUGAUAAUGAUUGAGUCCGAUCAGAGAAGAGAGUUGGGUUGUUAAAAAGGAAACAAGAGGAGUUAGAAUGGAUUUGGGAGUAGAUUUGUGCCCUGUUGGAGGAAUAUAAACAGAAGGAGGAAAUGAUAGAGGUGGCUCUAAAAAACCCUGAAUCAGAGGCAAGAACCAAUAGAUUGGGGCAGGAAUUAGGAAAUAAAGGGUAGAAUAUGAAGUCAGUGGGAAACAAGGGUAGGAAAAAGAA